Molecule: messenger RNA, 1265 nt
Organism: Didymodactylos carnosus
Lineage: Eukaryota; Metazoa; Rotifera; Eurotatoria; Philodinida; Philodinidae
Source: the annotation of a GenBank genome assembly
GGCCAAUUAGCCUUCUACCAUGUUUAGGAAAACUGUAUGAAAAAUGUUUCCUGAUCUAUCUAAGAAAGUGGAUGACAGAUAACAACAUUUUACCUAGCGAACAGUCAGGAUUUCGGUCAGCACAUUCAACUACCACUAGAUUUACACAAUUUAUUCAGGAUGUUAGCACAUCAUUACAACAACACACCGCAGCACUCGUCUUAUACAUUGAUUUUUCAAAAGCAUUUGAUCAGUUGUGGAGACGUGGCUUGAUUUAUAAAUUGCACAAACUAAGAUGUCCAAAAGAAUUGCUACAAUUCAUCAUUGAAUAUUUAGACAACAGAACAUGCCAAAUAGAAAUAAACGGCCUGCUGUCUGCUGUAUUUGAUGUAGACAGAGGGGUACCACAAGGAAGUGUUUUAGGCCCCGUUUUGUUUCUACUAUUCCAUGCUGAUAUGCCGACAGAAAUUCCAUCAGCACAACAUACCCAUAUGUAUGCAGAUGAUGUAGCAUUAGUUAUUGAUGCAUCACCAUGGUGGAAAAGUACAGAAGUGAUAACAAAUAUUCAAAAAAUUGCACAACAAACGUUAAAUGAAUUGCAAAAAUAUUCAUCCAGAUGGAAACAACCAAUAAAUUACAUAAAAACAGAAUAUCAGUGGAUUCACAAACGUAUAACAAUUUCAUCAAUUGUAUUAUUAAUAGAUCAACAUGAACUUGCAAGAACAAACUUAUUCAAAUAUCUUGGUUAUUAUAUUGAUCAAAAAUUGUCAUUCAAUAAACAUGUUCAAAAUAUAUUGACGAAAAUAAAAACCAACACACCAAUGAUAACAUAUGUAGCACAAUCAAAAACGUCAUCGUAUCAUGCCAGAACUUUAAUCUUCAAUGCUUAUGUACUACCAUAUUUCCAGCAGCUCUAUUCCAUUUAUCCGCUGUUACCUGAUUCCACAAAAGACAAAAUAGAAGCUAGAAACAGACAAGUAUACAGGGUAAUAAACCGAUGGUACGAUGCCACGAAUGAUGAAAUCAAAUUGACGCACAGGUUCGAAACAAUUACUGACCGUGCAAAAAAAAUUUUACGCAACUUCAUAAACAAAGCACACACAGUUAUUCCAGAACUAUUUGAAAAAUACACACAAUCGGGAUCAAUGCAAAUGUAUUUACAAAUGCACAAUCAAUCUCCCUUUAUUCAAUAUCUCAACGUAGGAAGACAAAGUGCAACUGUGAAAAGAUGGCUAGAUCAAGAGGACAGAUAUCUUGACAAACUAAUGUCAUUUAUUCAAGACUAA